ACGGCCUGGGCGGGGCGGCCCCCUCCCGCCGGGCGCGCCUCCGGCCUUUGGAGUGAUAUGCGAGGCUGCAUCUGGGGCUGGAUGCUCGCCGCCGCCGGCUGCGUCGCCUGCUCGGACCGCCGCCUCCUUGCCAGCUUCGAGAAAGAGAUCUGCGAACUUUGAGACCUGCAGAGAGAUUUCUCGUCUUAAGAGUUUGAUCAGAAAGGGCGUGGCGACAUGGCGGACAUGGAGCAAAACCUCAGCCUGGCCGAUGCGUUGACCGAGCCCCCUCCCCAAAUCGAAGAGGAAGUGAAGCGGGAUUUCAUGGCCACCUUGGAAGCCGAGAAGUUUGACGACGUGAUCGGAGAAAAAGUGGGCAAGACAGAUUAUGUUCCUCUCCUCGACGAUGACGACGACCCGAAGGCUGGGAACCAGGAGGCGAAAGCCAGACCGCGGGUUGAGAAUGUUCCUCGGGAGCGUCCCACUGCAACUGGACCAGCUGCCGUGGUUGAGAACGGGGAUCAUGGCCUGGAGGCGAGCCGACAAGAACCUUCCGGAAAAAUCAUGGAGGAACAAAUGUCGUACAAAGAAUUCCUUGAUCACAACGACUCGUGGCCGAUGGAUGACGGCAGCCAUGGCUUUGAGUCACAGCUCAGAUUUCAGCCGAUGGACGUGACAGAGGUUUUCCCGACGCCCCGAGAAGACGUCCUCCCCGACCUGCGUCUCCUUCCCGAAGACACGAUGGGACAAUAUUUUGGCGCUCUGAAAGAAUCCCACAAUCCUUUUGGAACAGCUGAAUUUUCUGAACCUCCGUCUCUGGGAUUCACUCAUCCAACGGCUGCUGGAUUAGAACUCCUGUCGUUUCUCAGCCCGGCGCCAAAUCAGAGCCAAGAAGAGGUCCACCAGGUCCCCAUGGAGAAGCUCCACCCUGCUGAAGAUGCUCCCUGUUCUGGUGAGCUGAGCCCUCCAGAAGCAGAGCAGGUGAUGGUCUCCUCAGUUCCUCCUGCAUUUGAGGACGCUGUCCCUACCAUGGAGGAGCUGAUGGGAUUUGAACCCUCGCUGGACCAACCCUUGCUUCUUCAGAAAGGACCUCAAGCAGGCUUCCUGGAGACCCCGGUGUCGAAAGAACUAAAAUCAGAAGAUGAAGAUAUCAUUGUCCUCACCGCUGACAGUUGUCCCACGCUGGAAAAACCAGAAGAAGGGAGCCUAUUCCUUCACUCUCCAAAGGAGAAAGACGGUUUUCUUGGCCAACAGCCAAUGGCAGUAAGCCUUCCAGCCCAAAAAACAGAGGAGGUCCAGCCAUCACUUCCCUUUCCUGCUCAAGAAGAAAAGAGCCCAUGUCCCGACUUCAACACAGAAGAUCUGUUUCAACCAACGCCAACCGAAUCUAGAGAGCAUCUUCCACAUCUUGCAGCAGACUUGAUGGGAUCUGUCCUUGGAGAAGAACCCCACGUGGUCUCUCCACGGUCCUUUGUUGAUGAGUCCACGUUGGUCAAGGACAAGGAAAUACCUGCCCACCCAAUGGAGCCACCUGCAGGAAAGCUGCCUCCAGAACAAGGAGCAAACUUGAUGGGAUCUGUCCUUGGAGAGGAGCCCCACGUGGACUCUCUAAGAUCCUUUGUUGAUGAGUCCACAUUGGUCAAGGACAAGGAAAUACCUGCCCACCCAGUGGAGCCACCUGCAGGAAAGCUGCCUCCAGAACAAGGAGCAGACUUGAUGGGAUCUGUCCUUGGAGAAGAACCCCACGUGGUCUCUCCACGGUCCUUUGUUGAUGACUCCAUGUUGGUCAAAGACAAGGAAAUACCUGACCACCCAGUGGAGCCACCUGCAGGAAAGCUGCCUCCAGAACAAGGAGGUGGACCUCCCGCCCAAAUAAGACACGCUCACAAACCCAGUGACCACCGCAGGUUUGGCAGAGCGAAACCUGUCCAGAUGACUCUGGCAGAUGCUCCAGAAGAUCAGCUUGCAGGUUCCCCAACCCUGAAGAGUCACAGCCCCAGAGGUGGAGACUCCUUUUUCGUGGCCGAUUUUGGUCCCACCGGUGGAACUUCUCCCCGUAGCAAGAGAUCUCCGAGGAAGGGAGGUUCAGAAGGUUCAAGGGAGCUGUUGCAAGAGGGAUGGGACCUCGAGGCGUCGGCCGCCUUGAAGAAGAAGAAGAAGAAAGCAAAGCCGAAGAAAGGGCAGCAGCCACGGGGAGCGGAAACGUGGGAGGACAACUUGAAGAAGGUAAGAAGCCCUCCGGCUGCUGGCGAACCUCCAAAAGUUCUCCAGGAAAGUCCUCAAGAGGUCUUGUGGGCCUCCGCAGAAGUUCUUGGAAAGGAGAAGCUCGGGAAAGAAGGACAGCAACUGGAAGGACAACAGCUUCCAUACCUUCCUCCUCUGAAGAUUGAAGAACCUUCCAAACUUUCAUUGGACCCCAAACCAGGAGAAUUGAGCCGAGCCAAAAAGGCCGGGGAUGACAGCUCUGCGUGGCAGCCCAAAAGUCCAAAGAAAGAACUUUCUGAGGAGCUUCCGAAGCACCAUGUUGAACAGAAGAAGAAGGCAAGUCCAACUUCUCCUCCUGGUCCUGAAGAAGUAAGUCCCUUUGAGAAAAGGGUACAGUUGGGGCCUCUGACUUCGAAGAACUCAAAUGUUGACGCCUCAACUUUGGAGACCCACUCUGUUGUGGGGCAGAAGGUUGAGGUCCAGGCUCUAGACCCCGUGGUUGCCCGUGAGAAAGUUGUUCCAGAGUUUCCAAGUCUUGAAAGGAAAGAAGAGUUGGUAGAGGAACCCAAGAAACUUGAGAAGGUCUUAAAGAAGGUCAGGGAGGUCAAGGAAGAUGUGACUCUUCCAGCUGAACCAAAACUGGCCGAGCCAACCCAAGAAGGGACUUCUUCUCUUCAUCAAGACAGAGGAGAAAGCAUGGAUGUAUUGGAGACUCCCAAAGAAAGACCACGGAGCAAAAAAUCUGAUUUUAAUUCUGACAAAACUCCAUUCGUGGUGGAAACCAAGUCAGAUCCAGCCCAACCCUUGUUUGUUCCUGAGACUUUUGGUGGUGGCCCAGUGUUUUUCAUCAACCCAACAGAAGACUUCCUUGGUGGCCACCCUCCAGAACAUCCGACCAGUCUCAAGUUGAGACAUGAUCAACCCAAGAAGAGAGGUAGUGAUGGAAAAAGCAAGAAAGCAAAGCAUGUACCAGAGCCAGAGGAACACAUUGGCUUGAGCAAAGAUUCAAUGGUGGUAGACGUUGAGGGCCUGGGUGAAAUUGGUUGGACAACCAGGAACCCAGAAGAGAAUUUUUCCACUUCUCCAGGAGUGAGAGAGAAACCGAAGAAGAGAUCUAGCAUGGGGAAGAACAGAAGAGCGGAGGAGAGGAGCUCUUUCAGACAACCAUUUUUCUCUACUGUGGAAGAUCAUGAGAUGUUUGACCAAACCCAACAGAGAGCAGAUGAAUCGAAAGAAGGGAUUACCAUUUUAGCUACCAGCCAGCAGUUGGACAGUGCUACAGACAGUAGCACUGUGAAGCAACCAAGUCCUUCUUCCGUCACCUUGAGUGAAAACAUCAGAAGUUCUCCAGCAAGACCUGGUCAAAGAGUUGACCUUCCUCCAUCAGCAUAUCCCUUCAUCUUGGAGGCCCCUGGAAAGCAGACGGAAGGCCAGGUUCUCCUGGAGUCAACAGUCCAAGGCCAGGAAAUGGGCGGCCCAAAUCAAAACAAGGGACCCACUUUGGCGAGCUCCCCUGGAGGAGAUCCCACCUUCAUGUGGGCCACCAACAAACCCAAGAAGAGAAGCAGCAAUGGGAAAAGCAGGACAGCUCACAAAGGUCCCUCAAGAGAACCACCACUGGAGAAGACAUUGGAUGGGAUUGUGCCUUCAAAGAAAAACGAUUUAGUUAACGAAGGGUCUCCUGAGAAGAAGAAUCAAGGGCUAGAAGUUCCAGGUGCCGCCCAAGUGCAAGUCCCUGCUGAAAAACCGUUGGAAACGACAGGAGGAAAGGAGGAGAAGAAGGUUGGCUUUGGACAACUGUCUACUUUGGAGGAGAAAGGUAACACUGCUAAGACAGCAGAGAUCCCUAAAACCAAAGAAACACCAUCUAAGAGGCAGGAAGCUAGUCAAGAUGAAGCUGGAGAAGAUCCAUCCAAGCCAGAUGUUGUCCUCCCUCAAGUCCCAGAAGAAGUUAAGAAACACGAGACUGACUGGCAAAGUCUCCAAGUUCCUAAGGACUUGGAGAUGAAGGCAGAAGCUUCUGGUGAACACCAUCAAGGAGUUAAGAUUGAGGAGGUCCCCACCUCUGAUGGCAGCAAGGAGGAGACAUCAGAAUCUAUAGGCCAGGUUCCUGCUAAGCUCUUCAUUGAGGAAAUGCCUACUUUGGAACAAUCCAUCCAUUUGCUGGACAAGUUGGGCACCGGGACAGUUGUAGAAGAUGAGAGAAAGAUGAAGAUCAAAGCAUCAACAGCUUCCAGUGAGAAAAAAGACGGGGUCCCUGAUCUUCCAGAUCUUCAAACCCCACUUGCAAAACCCGAAAAGAAGAGUAGCGAGAAGAAAAGUAAGAAGACCUUGAUUGUCCCUCAAGAACCUAUGGUUGCCCAAUCAACUAAGGAAGACGUCAACCGUGAAGAACCUUGUAAGGUUGGUGGAUUGAGCUUCACAGUAGGAGAAGUGGAGAUUGUAGAUGAAAACAGGAACAUCAAGAGCUUCCCUUCUGGACGUCAACUGCAUUGGGAAGAGGACCUCACAAACGUCUUUGAGCCAGCUGGACCUCUUGAUGAAGCCGUCUCCAAAACUCGAGGUCCUACCUGCCCGUUUUUAGAACACUUCACCAAGUUGGCCGACGAGCCAAGCCAAGAGCAGUUUUUUUUCCCCAAAUUCCUGCAAGACACUAAACCGGGGGACCAGAAGAUUCUGGAGGAACUGCAGGAGAACUUGGCCAAGCUUGAAGGUCGAGAGGCGGAAGCUUCCCUUGUCAUGAAAGCCGGUGAUGACAUCAGGGAGAAGAAGAAGAAGAAGAACAAGCGGGCCCCAGCAGACCGUCUCUCCAAAAUGGAAAAGGAAACUGGAGGAACGGACCUUGGAGACAAAAGACAAGGACUUGGUUCACCAGAAAUAGUGGUGGAGAAGCUAAAGAUGGCUCCUGGGCUGGUGGCUGAAAGUAGUGACCUCCCUAUGGAAACCCAAACUCUUAAGGGAUCCAAGAAGGAAGUGUCAACUCUUCAAACUAUAACGACUACCCUCCUCGGUGGUGGAACCUCAGAGCCAGGAGUGUUAGCAGAAGAUAGACGAGAAGAUGAAAUGAGGCCUUCUGAGUCUCUAGACAGUUUAGGAAGCAAGACAAGGACAGAUAAGGUCCUGGAAGACAUCCUUCUGGAGGAAGUGGGAGGAAGUGGUCUCUCUUCCAAUCAUCUGGCGCCAGACGACAAGAACCUGGCCAAGAUAGAACCUCUCCUCCAACCAACCAGCGAGGAGGAGAAAGGACAACUUGGAGAACUGCAAGAUGCGCCAAACUUGAGAUCGGAAGCUGGAGAACCACAAACAUCAACUUCUCCGGUGGUCACUGAUCAUGAUGACCGUGGGCCACCAGGCGAGACCAAGAAAGCAGGCCGGGCCAAAGCUCCUCCACCGAUGAAAGGCUACAUGAGACCCACCAAGUCAAGAGGACUUCCCCCUGUUCCGUCUCUCCUUUCCUCGAAGGAUGGAGCUCCAGACCAAGGCAGGAGAAGACCCCUCAAACCCGAUGGCCCACUUCUCCACAGGCGAGACAAAGAAGAGGUGAAGGCAUCUGUUGAGGUUCCGUCAUUGGAAGACGCAGCUGCCGUUCCCAGCAAGGAACUUCCACCGACUCCUGAGAAGAAAACCAAGCCUUCGGCCAUCGCGGGGGCAAAACCCGCUGCAGCGAAAGCCAAGCUCGGGGCGCCUGGUGUUCCCCCCGCCAAGCGGCCGGCUUCGGCCACGCUGGGCCCAAGCAAAAAAGCCACCGCCAGCCCCUCUGCGGCAUCGACCACGCCCAAACGCCCAUCGACCGGUGUCACUCGACCCUCCAGUUUAACUUCCCGAGAGGUUAAACCGAAGGCGACCGACGUUAAGAUCCCGGAGAAGAAGGUCUCCCUUUCCAAGUCCCCUUCUGCGACCUCCCCUCGGCCAAGUGUGAAGACCACUUCGGCCGCUUCCAAGCCUCCGGUGGCCACUGGUGGGACAUUGCCCAGCCCUAGGACCACAGCUGGUUUGCCACUGAAGAAGCCCUCCGCCGUCAAGACAGAAAUCAAAGCCGCCGAUGCGAAGAAGGUCCCGGCAAAGUCAUCACCAGCCGAGCCGAGCCGUCCCAAGAGCGCUCCGGCGUCCACCACCUCUUCUCCCGCACCGUUGGGACCCGCGGCCGCCCGUCCCAAGGCAAAACCCGUGGCUUCCAAGUCUCCUGGCACGGCAGGCGUCACGGCCGAAGCCAAGAAGCCACCCUUGGCACCCAAGGCUCUUCCCAAAACGAGCCCGGUCCCCAAGCCUUCUCGGCCUUCCACCAGCAUCUCCGUUCCGGAUCUGAAGAACGUCCGGUCCAAGAUCGGUUCCACAGAUAACAUCAAAUAUCAGCCUGGUGGAGGAAAGGCCAAAAUAGAGAAAAAGUCCACUGUGUCUACCCGAAACUCCGAACCCAACGCGGUAUCCAAAACCACUCCAAAUAAAACAACUGUUUCUAAAGAAGGGCUCGCAAAGUCACCCAACGGGAAAGUCCAGAUACUCUCCAAAAAAGCGAACUACAGCCACGUCCAGUCCAAAUGUGGAUCCAAGGACAAUAUUAAGCAUGUCCCUGGAGGUGGGAAUGUCCAAAAUCUCCCCAAACCAGCUUCAGGCAACAAAACCCAGCCAUCGACCAACCCAAAGCCCAGCCGGGGCUGUACCAAUGUGCAGAUCCAGAACAAGAAAAUUGACCUUUCUAAGGUGUCUUCCAAGUGCGGUUCCAAGACCAACAUCAAGCAUAAGCCAGGCGGAGGAGACGUGAAGAUCGAGAACCAGAAGUUGAACUUCAAGGAGAAGGCCCAAGCUAAGGUGGGCUCUCUGGACAAUGUCGGGCAUGUGCCAGCUGGAGGCACUGUGAAGAUUGAAUCCCACAAGCUGACCUUCCGUGAGAACGCGAAGGCUCGCACGGACCACGGGGCGGAUUUCGCGGUCUGCGCCGGCAGCCCCUCCACCUCCCCACCACUGAGCACUUCUGUCAGCGAGAGCCUGGGCACCAUCACCGCCGCCGCCGCCGUGUCCUCCUUGCCCCCACGGCUGCCCUGGCGGGCUCCCCUUGCAGAAGACACCUCUGCCGCGCUCUCUCGGCCAGGCUUGUGACUCGCUUUCCUGCCCUCUACCUUAUCCCAGACCCCAAAUAUCCCCCAGAACCUCAGCUUGCCUCCCUUAAUCCGGUGCCGUCCACCUGCCCAGGCUCCAGUAGGGUUCCAGUAAGUGGUUUGUCCAUUGAUCCUUCGUACGAGUCUUGGACUCAGAUGGGAUGGGAUGACCUUUCGGGCAGGGGAUCUUGCUCAUCUCUGGCCUCCCAGAUCUCAUUUCAAUUCUUGCUUAUUUGGGUGCCAGGAUCAAAGUGCAAAUUGCAAAUAAAUUUGGCUUCGCAAAUACUGGAUUCUUCUCGGAAACCCGGCUCGAGACACCGAGAAAGGGUUCAAAGGCCGAUGAGAGUUAACGGGGGCAAGUUUUCUUCCCUUCUCUUUCCGACUUCCUCUCACCCCAUAGAUCUCCUUUGCACCCCGUUUAGCGCUGACCUGUUACUCACACAUAAUGUCAUGCUCAUUAGCGUACCCCGCAAACAAUGCCGUAAUUUUUAAUUUUUUCGUUCUUCUUCCCCUUGCGCCCCAACUGAGCGGUGUGGCUGUGCCGAGCAGUGGUCCUUGUGGCUUUCCCCCGCUGGCUCAUGCUUCCCUCCCUGCUGGUCCCCACCGCCCUUCCCUUUGCCAUAGGAGACUUUUUUUAAAAAAAAACAACAAAAAACCGCACCCAUUAUCUAUCUGCUCUUGCAGCGCUGUUGGCUUUGUUAUCCACAUAUCCUGCCAUUUUAAACCGUGUUCUGUUUUUGUUUUCUUUUUCUCUUUUUUUUUCUCCCCCUUUUCUUUGGUGUGGUGGUUCUUUUGCGUGUGUGUUUCAAAAUAUUUGGAGAACGACGGAGCCAAGGGACUCAAAGCCCCCCCUCCCUCCCCCGGGGGCGACAGGGAUAGUGGAGAUGAAAGUGGACAGGCGAGUGAGUGUGUACGAGAAAAUAGGCGAUGUAGAGCUGGGUCUUUGCACCAACAUGCUGCAGACAAAAGCUUCAAGAUGGGCAUUGAAAGUCAGCCACUCCUGCACAAAUAUCGGGUGGGUUCCCCUUUGAGAGACCCCUGCCUUUGCAGGUGGUUCCCCCCCCCCCAAAAAAAAUCAAACACUGAGCAGUCUGUACCGUACGGGGGAAUCCGUUCUGGAGAUUUUGCGACCACCGAGGGACGUUGAAAUAUGCUGGAAUGUGUGCGAGGAAAUCGGGCAGGGGGACAGGGAAAGUGUUUGAGGGUCUGAAAACGUUGGGCUGUGCAGGAUGGAAUCGGGGGUCCUUCUGGCUUUUGAGUCUCACGGGGAGAUCCUCGUCCGUGUUCCGUCUUCCACACUGCAAACGACACUAAACAGAGUUGUAAAUAAAAGUUUUAAAACGACCUGUGAUGAGAGUCUAAGAAGGGGGUACUUCAGGCUUUGGGGGAGGGGGAGGGGGUUUUACGUUGGAAGGCAUUGGACAGGAACUGUGUAAAAAUAAUAUUAAAAAAAUAACCUUAUUCUCUUUCCCACUACCCCGGCGUCAAGAUGCUCCUUCAGAGGCUCUUCCAAAUAGCCUACAGUUUGCAUCUUCCCACCGAGAAUUCUUACGCUCGUGAUUGUUUUAUAUAUAUAAAUAUAUCUAUUAAAGAUUGCAUGGUUUCUAAUAAAAUAGCAUUUCAAACUGUUAACAAGGGUUUAUUAUUUGUUUUUUGGGAGCAUCCAAACAGUCUGCUAAAUGUUAAAAAAAAAACAAAAAAACGCAAGUUCCAGGAGAGAAAACGGAUGGGUAAUAGAAAUUUUGCAGAUUUUGUUUUUGAAGGAAAGGUACAGUUUAGUCCUCGACUUUACGACCUCAAAUGAGCCUGGAAUUUAUCUUGCUAAACGAUAACAAUUGUUAAGUGAGUUUCGGCCCCUUAUACGAAUUUUCCUGCCAAAUUCCGGAAUCACUGCCGUUGUUAAAUUAGCAACCCGGUCGUUAAGCGAAUCUGGUUUUCCCCAUGGAUUUUGCUCAUUAAAAUGUCACAAAAGGGGAUCACACAACACCCAGGACAUUGCGACCGUCAUAAAUAUGAACCAGUUGCCAAACAUUCAAAUCACGGGACCGUGGAAGAUGCUGCGCCGGUCAUAAGUGUGAAAAACAGUCGUAAGUUGCUUUUUUCAAGCUGUCGUAACUGAAUGGUCACUAAAUGAACUGUUGUUAGUUGAGGGCUUACCUGUCUUUCAUUUCCCAUUUUUGCCCUCUCAUCUCCCUUCCCCCCCCCUCCUCCUCCUCCUCUACAUUCCAAGUCAGGAGGGGCUCUCUCCCACCUACCUUGAGGGUAUCCUGACUUCUUUUAUUGUGUGGUUUUGAGAAGGGGGAGACAACAUCACAACUCGCCCUCCACAAACCCGAUAACAGGUGUGGUGGGCUUGGAAGUCAAUCAGAAUGGAGCUGGAAGGUACCUUGGAGAUCCUCUAGUCCACCCCACCUACUCAAGCAGGAGCACCCCUAUACCAGGGGUGUUAAAAUCAAUUUCAUUGAGGGUCGCAUCUGCUGGCAUGUUUCCUCUUCGCAUUGGGUAGACCGGGCCAAAGUCAUAAAUUGAGGAUUACCCAUCCUUGCUCCCAACCUUGUAGAGUUAGUCCUUGACUUACAACAGUUCAUUGAGUGACCUUUUUUUAAAGUUAACUACAUCCUUGGAGAAAGUGACUUUAACGGCCGUUUGUCAUACUUAACGACCGUGGGGUGCAUGUUCAAAAUUCAGAGGCUUGGCAAUUGAUUCCUCUUUAUGACGGUUCCCAGGAGUCACGUGAUGAGUCACAUGAUUCCCCCCCCCCUUUGCAACCUGACAACGGGGAAUCCGGAUUCACUUAACAACCAUGUUUUUUUAACCAGUGCAGGGAUUCAUUUAACAACAGUGGCAGAAAAGUUCUUAAAAUGGGACCCAAUUCAAUUAGCAUCUCUCGCUUAGCAACAGAAAUUUUGGAUUGUAUUGCGGUCGUAAGUCGAGGACUACCCGUAUAUAAGAGCGGUUGGGUCAUUAUUUCUACAGGUCCUUGGCUUACGACUGCAGUUGUCCCCAAAAUUUGUUUAAUGACAAUUGGAUGUUACAACGGCCGGUCAUCACACUUAAGGACCGGGGCAGCAUGCCCGCUAUACAGGAAGUCCUCGACUUACGAUCACAAUAGUGCCCCAAAUUUUCAUUUGUAACCAAUAUAUUGUUAAGUGAGUUUUGUCCCGUUUUGUGACCUGGCUUGCUGCUAAGUGAAUCACUGUAGUUCUCCUUAAUCACGUGGUCGUUAAGCGAAUCUGGCUUCUCCGUGGACUUAGCUCGUCAAACGGUCACAAAAGGGAUCACGUGACUGGUGGGACACUGUGCUUGUCUUAAAUACGAAUUGGUUGCCAAGCGUCGGAAUUUCAAUCACUAGGGGGACACUGUUAUGGUCGUAAGUGCGAAACACGGUCCUAAGUUGCUUUUUUUCCCCCACCGCCGUUGUCACUGAGUGAACGGUCGUAAGUCCAGGAGAACCGGGGAAUGUUUGGCAAGGAGAGUCUAUGGGGAAGACAGAUGUCAGGCCUGGAAGAAGCCAUCUUUUGCGUUGGGCCUUCAGGCCUGCCACGUUGCUUACUGUGGGAAGCUGGGAGGGGGGGGGAUUGUAUGGAGCAUGGGUGAUAUGUAGUCAUAUUAACAUUCUUUUCUCAGAGUCAAGGACAUCUUGCCCUGCACCUGGAGGGCUGGAACUGCUGAGAGGCCUCUGCAGUGGGGACGGUGCUUGGAUUGGACCAUCUAAUGGACUUGUGGGUGCUGGGCAGGGACUUGGAGUUUCUGUUGGGCAGGGGGAAACCUGGAAGCUUUCAGAUUUUGGUUUUCCCAGAUGUGCCAAUAUGACAUCUCUAAUAAAGUGGAACUUUGAGGAA
This is a messenger RNA of Pantherophis guttatus, 11122 nucleotides long. RefSeq lists its product as uncharacterized. Gene Ontology annotation, cellular component: neuron projection. Gene Ontology annotation, biological process: neuron projection development; microtubule cytoskeleton organization. The record is from RefSeq and is a predicted model, not a curated record. Lineage: Eukaryota; Metazoa; Chordata; Lepidosauria; Squamata; Colubridae. Gene Ontology annotation, molecular function: microtubule binding.